This is a messenger RNA of Folsomia candida, 1441 nucleotides long. RefSeq lists its product as uncharacterized. The record is from RefSeq and is a predicted model, not a curated record. The coding region runs from base 255 to 1232 and encodes 325 amino acids. Gene Ontology annotation, molecular function: protein binding. The transcript has 2 exons. NCBI's taxonomy places the organism in Eukaryota, Metazoa, Arthropoda, Collembola, Entomobryomorpha, Isotomidae.
UACAAAAUUCCCCACGUUUUUAAAGAUUUGAGCAUCAAGCCACAAGACUGAAUCAUUCGAGUAAUUGAUUGAUUUGUGGUCAACUUCAAAUACAAUAUAAUUAAUGGGAACAUGACGCUUUUCUAAUUGUAACCAACAAUUUAAUUAACAUUUCGUGUUCCCCAUCACACUAACUGAUUUCUGGUGCACCACUCGUUAUCAGAGAUGAUAAUGGGUCUGCAAAAUUAAAAGUCAUCGUAACAACUUCGCCCAAAAUGAAACUCUUCAUCAUCAUAUUAUCAAUUUACCUCGUUUUCGACCACUCCGUGCAGUCCCAACUAAUCGCCACAAAAGUAGCCGCUCUCCUCCCCUCCAAACGGUACGACACCACCGCCCAUUACGACGAAUCGACUGAUUCGAUCUACAUCUUCGGCGGGUUGGGCCAAUCCGGCGCCCUGACCGACUUUCUUCAAUACUCCAUCACAUCCGAGACCGUAACUCGAGUCGGAUCCCUUCCCGCGGUCCGUUAUGGUGGCACAACGUCGUCCGAUGCAUCCUCCAAUAUUUACUACCACGGGGGGAUUAGUACCGCAGAAAUCUUUAAAUUCUCCCCUACCCUCCACACCGUGGAAAACGUGACAAUGAUGCCUUACCCAAACACUAACGCGGCGUCGGUACAAGUGUCUCACUCUACCCCAGACGUGCUAAUCCUUGGCGGUUAUUGGGCCCGGAGUGGAGUCGUUCGUUUCAACAUGGAAACCUUGGAAACACAAGUAUUACCGUCACUCCCAAUAAAUUACACGGUCAUCCUGGCCGUAAGUGAUGGAGCGGGGAGCGCAUACCUUUUUGGAAAUCCGUACGUCGAAGCGCCAAUUUCUGGGGAACAUUUCGUCACGAAGAUGAAUUCGUCGACGUUAGAAACGGUUCAAAUUGGGGGUCCUACAUUUCCAUCGGUUCGAAGUAAAGGGGCGGCCGUCUGGGAUGGGAGUGAUGUUUACGUGGUAGGAGGAUACGGCGGGUUGGUGGCGGGGAUUAGGAGCGAUUCUGUUUUGAAAUGGAGUCCAGCCACGAUGGAGCAUAGGGUGAUUCCGGUCCUGAAUUUUCCCUGGGCAUUCGACAAGCAAGAGUUUAAAGGGGCCAGUGCCGUCUAUGUGGAGAGAUUGAGGAGGAUUUACUUCUUUGGGGGAAUGUCGCAAAAUGCGAGUACUGGGAUUUUUAUGAGGCACGAUGGGAUUUGGUAUAUUCAAUUGUAGAUGGGAGUGGUUUUGGUUGAAAAGAAAGGAUUAAUAUGUUUUUGUAAAAAUUUAAGUAUUUCCCGGCUGGGUAACAAUUUUUGGCAUUAUUCAGGAUUUACGUAUUUGAUUUCUAAAAAAACUUAAGUAUUUGAUAAGAACGUUGAUGUAUUUAAGUAGUUAAUAAAAGAAAUAAAACGGUAAAUUUAUUAUUAUGGCAUGGAAUCAAA